Molecule: messenger RNA, 711 nt
Organism: Synchytrium microbalum
Lineage: Eukaryota; Fungi; Chytridiomycota; Chytridiomycetes; Synchytriales; Synchytriaceae
Exons: 4
Coding region: 1-711 (236 amino acids)
Biological process (GO): tRNA wobble uridine modification
Cellular component (GO): elongator holoenzyme complex
Source: RefSeq, a predicted model, not a curated record
AUGAGCUCCUCAGUAGAGCCCGUGACUGGCGACGUGUCGGGCCUGCUAUUGAUUACAGACACGCUGCAGACUCCCGGAUCAGGCGUGUUGGGAUAUUUAUUGACGAGGGCCAUUCGACAGGGAGAGUGUGUUUGUCUCGUAUCAAUCGGUCCGUCAAGACCUUAUUAUUUAGGACUAACUAGACGACUGGGAUUGAAUCUAGCAAAUUUGGAGCUGGCUGGACAUGUAAGAUUCAUUGACUACCUGCCAUUACUCGAAUCAGCCAAACGCGAGCCAAGUAAGGCCAGCAACGGAUGGUUACUGCCAACAGUACCCAUGGAACAAUGUAAACAUCCUAAACAAUGGAUUUUGUUUGAGGAUUUGACUGCUUUAUUGUAUUGGGGAGUGUCUGUCAAAGAAGUUAUGAGACUCGUGGUGCAUUCCCUUUCCUUGGUCUCAGAGUCACAUGGAUGUGUGGCUGGUACAAUACAUAAUGACGAUGUAGGAGAUGUCGAAGCUCAGACUCUCAUCAAACUGCUUUCGCCAAUGUCACAAACCAAAUAUCAAAUACGAAUGUUGAGUAGUGGUGCUACUCAAGGUAUUGAUGGCCAGUUGGAUGUUAUGUCUGGACCAAGGAGUCGAGAACGACCUACAAUACGAGAAUUGUUUUACAAGUUGAACGAUUCAGGCCCUACAUUCUUUCCACGUGGACUGUCUCAUGGUGUUAUAUAG